GUAAAUUGUCGUUUUAAGACUGUCUGGCCUCAGAACUUUUGCCGCUGUUCUAAACUCCUAACCACAUUGCAUUAGCAGGUACCGCUGAAGAAGCCGCUAUUAUACCAAAGGUAACGCACUUCAUUUUUGACGGAUCCCACCAAAUGGUCGAUUUAUGUAUCCCGACGUUGUGAAAUUGAUUUCCGGCAGUCUCGUUCCAUAAACCUACGAUGUCUUCAAGAGCAAAAAAAGUUGAACAAGAAGAUGAAUAUAUUGUGGAAAAAAUUGUAGAUAAAAGAGUCAUAAAUAAUAAGGUGGAAUACUUUCUCAAGUGGCAUGGCUAUGAUGAAACAACCAAUACUUGGGAACCUGAAGAAAAUCUUCAUUGUGAAGAGUUAAUCAGAGAUUUUGAACAAAAACAAAAAGAAAAGGACAGAAAUAAAAAGGAAGAAAUUGAACGUGGUCAUAAAUAUCCACUAUCUAAUUCAACCGUUACAAGUUGUGCAUCAUCAGAAGCUGGUCCAAGUAAAGAACGUACGAACAAUUCAUUUCCUCAAACAAUGAUAGAAGUUGAAAAGACUGAUGAGUCAAACAAAUCUGACUUGACCGUAAAUAAUGACAAUAUUGAUGGUAGUGAGAAAAAUAUGUCAGAGAAGAUGGAAAAUAAUGUAACUAAUCAAACUAAGAAAAUAGUUGAGAAAAUUAUUAGUGCAGGUUUUUUGAAUGGACAAUUGACGUUUUUAUUGAAGUGGGAAGGAAUUGAAAAACUUGAUGUAAUCCCUGCUGAAAAGGCUAAUUUAAUGUGCCCACAAAUAGUAAUCAAGUUCUACGAAGAAAGAGUUGGAUGGCGUGCCUUUUGUGAUGAUAAAUUUGAUAUUAACUAUGAUAUUAUGGAUAAGGUAGACAACCAUUAAAAAAAUAACUUUAAUUUUAUAUAAAAUUCUAUGGUAAAUAUUUUCAAUUAUUUUACUUUAUGAUUAUUUGUG
Molecule: messenger RNA, 965 nt
Organism: Metopolophium dirhodum (rose-grain aphid)
Lineage: Eukaryota; Metazoa; Arthropoda; Insecta; Hemiptera; Aphididae
Product: chromobox protein homolog 3-like
Exons: 2
Coding region: 210-893 (227 amino acids)
Biological process (GO): chromatin organization; negative regulation of transcription by RNA polymerase II
Cellular component (GO): nucleus; pericentric heterochromatin
Molecular function (GO): chromatin binding
Source: RefSeq, a predicted model, not a curated record